Molecule: messenger RNA, 3956 nt
Organism: Dimorphilus gyrociliatus
Lineage: Eukaryota; Metazoa; Annelida; Polychaeta; Dinophilidae
Source: the annotation of a GenBank genome assembly
ACUUUAUCUGAGAUCUCACAGUGCGAAUGCGCAUGCGCAAAUAAUCCGUCUGAAAUCAUUUUUACAAAACGUUUCAAAUCGUUCAUUGAUUAGGCAAUAAUGUGGAAUUUUUGCAAAUUCUGAUCAAUAUUAUUUGUAGAAUGUCGUUAAAAGCUCUUGAAAUUAACGAAGUUUUAACUGACAGUCCAAGUUUCAAGCAGAAACUAGCUGACCACAAGGCAGAGUUGGAUCAAACAAACAAAUACAUAAAAUCGUUGCACGAAGCUUGCAAAAAUGUAUUUGACACUGCUAAAGAUUUAAGCGAUAAACAGCUGCAUCUAGCAAAAAUUUUAGAGGAUUUUAAUCUCAAAUUCGCGGGAACCCAAUCCGGGGACGAUAAAGUCUUACAAGAAUCAUUCCAGAAUUUCGCUCAAUUACUAAAGCAGGUUGAAAAUGAACGCGAUUUGUUUUUAAAAUCAGUGGAAGAUUGUAUUCUUAAUCAAUUCGAAAGCUUUCGGAAAAAAGAGCUGGGUAACGUUAGAAAGGAGAGUAAAAAUUAUGAGGCUUCCUGUAAAAAAUUUAGUAAUGUUUUAAACAACUAUUCUAAAAAUAAAUAUUCGACGGAUAGUUCUCUGAGAGAAUUUGACGAAAUGUUCGCCGACGAACAAAGAAAAUGGAACGAUCAGGCUGCUAAUUAUAUAUUAAAAGUCUUAGAGGUUGAGGAGAAGAGAAAAAUGGAACUUUUUAAGAUUAUGCAGACUUAUAUCAACGUUUGGUUCAAUUUCUAUCAUGUUGGCUUUGAAAAGAAAAAAGAUAAUAUGAAUGAUAUAAAUAAAUUUCAAUUAAAAAUUCAACACUGUGAGAUGAAUUUUCAGCAGUUUCAAGAGGAUGCAAAUAAAUUGAAAGAAGUUACAUUUCUUUCGCGGAAAAAGAAGGGAAUAGAAAACGGACUUAGCGAUGUUCAAUUACAUGACGAUAAAAUUCCUGUUAGUUGUGAAGGAACUCUUUUCCUGUCUCAGAAGAAAAAUCUUAAAAAUUUAAAAACCAUGGCUAUUAACAUAAGUUCGUCACCCGUUUGCAAAACUUUUUGUGAAUAUAGAGAUUCGCGACUUACUGUUAAACAAGAAAAUGGUACAGAAAACACUUAUUUAGUUUCACAGGGCAUGAGGAAAAUGUUGGGCGAUCAAGGGACUGAUAGACGAUAUUGUUUUGAAGUGAAUGCUCAAAAGCAGGAUAAGUCACCAGUGACACUGACAUUUAUAGCAAUUACGGAAGGCGACUUGAAAACAUGGUUAAAUACCAUAAAUAAACAUCCUGUCGACUCAGAAGUAAAAGUAGUAAAAAGACUUCCAAAUUUCGACGAUGUCGGUACUAAAUUUGUUGAAAAAUGUAUUGAAAUUAUUGAAAAGUCGGCUGCAACCGAGCAAGGAAUUUAUAGACUUCCAGGGGUGGCCACCAAAGUGCAAAAGCUCGUGAGUGAUUGUAUCGAUAAGAGGAAACCAUUAUCUAUUCUGGAAGGAACGGAGAUUAAAGUAAUUGCCUCGGCUUUAAAGCACUACUUUCGUGAGCUACCUGAACCUCUUUUAACCUUUGAACUAUACGAAAGCUUCUUAUCUGCUGCUAAAAUGGAAUCAAAAUUACUAAUGAUUUCCGACAUACAUAGAGCUAUCUACCAACUACCAGAUGCUAACUUCGAUAUACUAAAAAUCCUUGUUAAGCAUCUUACCACCAUUGCUGCACAUUCCAUAACAAAUAAAAUGACGGCUGCUAAUUUAGCAGUUGUUUGGGCACCAAGUCUUUUAAGGCCUCGGGUUCAAACAAUUGAGGGUAUAAUAGAGACGAAAUUUGUUACGGCCACCCUGGAGGUUCUAAUCAAUAACUAUGAAGUUAUAUUUGCCGGUCCACUUAAGGAUGGGGCAGCACCUCCCCCUCCACUGGAACCUGAUUUAAAUGGAGCUAAAAGAAAGAGCCCAGGACGAAGUAAUGAAGAUCUAGGUCCUAAAGAUGUAAUGAGUACUUCUUAUCCAACUAACUCACCAGGUUUGUUUAUGUCUUAUCUUUCCUCUUCUGUUCAAAUGAUAAGUUUCUUUCUGUCGUUAGAUGAUGAAACCUCUUGAAUUUUGUAGCUUGCUCUAUAAUAUUUAUAUAUAAAUAUAUAUAGAGAGAGAAUGCGAUUGCUUAUAACGCAUUUGAUAUCAAAUUUUACUCAUCAAUCUCGUCAUAUAAUACCGUUUUAAAUGGCCUUUGAAGCCUAACUAUAAUUAUUAAAGAAUUAAAGAUUCCAGUUUGCAUAGACAAUAUCUUUAACUGCCAUAAUUUUUUAAAAAUUGUCAAAUCUGUUUUUUUACAAUUAUAGACAAACAGUGAAUUUUUUUAUUUUUAUUGCUUAGCCUUAAAUUCUUAAAAAUUAUUAUGUAAAUAUAUGUUCGUUUCACAUAUGAUAUAUAUGUAUAUAGAAAAAAAAUUCCUGGAUUUUCUCUUCCGUGAUGAGCAACUAAAAAACUUUUUUUUCUCUAAAGAACUAGUUAAAUAUCAAUUGCGUUUAAUAAUUAUUAUUAUUCUUAUUGCCUAAUCAAAGGCCAAUCAAUGUUACCAGAAGUCAGACUGCUGUGUAAAAUUGUAUGCAUGGCCUGUUUCCCCAUUUCCCUUGCACAAUUUGCUUUCGCUUUGCACAGAAUUUACUGGAGCCGUAUUAGUUAGAUGUCCCAAGAAGACCUUAACCCCGACCGUUACCCAACGCCGCUUUGUCUCAACCAGCGCUGAAGAUCUUAAUGGCAAAAGACAAUAUCCUGUUACCACAGCAUCAAAACCAAACGCCAACAAAUUCGAAUUCAGCUCAUCCUCAUCAUCCGUUUCUUCUCCUCAUACAAGACUAUCUCCUCCUCAGCCUCAACGGUCACCAUUGCCAAGUCGUCAGGUUCGAGCGCUCUAUCCGUGUGAAGCUGAUGAAGACGGUGAAUUAACCUUUGGAGUAAGUGAUGUAAUGCAUGAAGUAGAGAAAUGCCACCAAGAAAAUUGGCUGAAAGCGACAGAUAAUAAAGGCCGAAGGGGUAGAAUACCAAGAAAUUACGUUGAAUUUAUUUGAAUUAGGUAAUUUCUUAACUAUGCAGAAAAGAUUAAAUAUCCCAAAGAUGUCUGCUUUUCUAGUCGUAAGCAUAUUUUAAAAACUGCAGAACUUUUUAAUUUUAAUUUAGCGGGCUCGAUUGUUGACAAGUAACUAAAAACACUAUUGUUGGUUUUGAAACCGUUCUUGGGUAUCGCUAUUACUUAGCUUUAUUUACUUUUUUUAGUAUUGAUGAUCUUUAUCAUAUUUAAACCAUGAUAUUUGCUAUAAAAUAUUGCUUGAAAAGUUUGUACGUUGUUUAGUAUUUUUCAGUUAUAACAGGCUAAUUAAUUAGUGAUUGUAUAAAGUGUUUAAGAUCAAAGAAUGCCAUAUUCAACUUGAAGAAAGUGCUGACAUAGCAAGUUUUACAUUAAAACGCUUUAGGUGAAGUCAUUUUGUGUUAACAUUGUAUAAGUAUAAUUAAUAGUAUAAGUUAAUUCAUACCUCAAAGACAUUUCUUAUAUAAUUAAUUUAAUAAUGAUUUGUAUGCUUUUCCUUUUAAAUUUGAUCAAUCGUCAACCAAGCUGGAAACUUGGAAUUUUUUUGGUCAUAUUUUGAAUAGUUCAUUUAUUUAAACCUAAACAAGAAAUUUCAAAACAACAAUCUGCAUAAAAUAUAAUUAAUCGGGCAUUCUUGUUUCGUAACAUACUUUGAAAUACUCAUCAAUGUAAAACUGUUAUACAUACACUAUACAAUAUAUACUGUAUAUACAGUAAAAAUUUAGUGCAUAUACUGUAUAUAUGUAUACAAUGUCUAUUUUACAUUUAGUGAGCUUUUUUGCAGCUUAACCAUAAUAUAUCUAGUUAAGAUAAUACUUUAUGCUUCUUUUAUUUUCUAAAACAUGUUAUAUCUAUAUAUAUAUAUAUAUAUAUAU